AUGGGAAAGAAGAGGAAUGACGAUCAUUCACCGUCAAGGGAAAAGAAAAAGAAAGUCUUCACUGAGAGACUAAGAGGAAUGUUUCCUGGGUCUGACCCUCGGAAAUGUAAUUUUGCCUUUCAACGAAAAAUCGAACAAUUCAAAGACGAUGUGAGACAAGUAUUGGCAAUUUGCCCGUCUACCUUUCAGGUUAUAGAUCGAGUUCGCCACAUCGUCGGGAUCGCUCUCGAACCCGUCACAGGAAAAGCGGCGAACGCAGACGAAGGUCGGAUCGUCGCGGCCGGUCUCCUGAAAAUCGAUACGACAUCAGUCGAUCACGACGUUCGAGAAGUUCUUCGCGUCACACUCGUCGCUCAGAGCGUAGUCGCUCGGGUCAUUCUCGUCGCUCAGAGCGGAGUCACUCGCGUGAAAUUGGCCAGGGCUCACAACAACUUCCGCAGUAGUCGGAGGAAGAACGAGAGGAAUUUCCGAUACGGACUCAGAAAAAAUGACGAGGUGGAAAUCGAUACCGAGCAGUUGCCAGCGGGCGCACUAGGGGCCGAAUCAACAGCCCCGGUCGACAGGGAACAACACGCGAGCGUGACUACAACGGACAAUGAAAACCAGCCUGAUCAUGAAGUUGACCUUGGAGAGGACGUAUUAAACGUUAUUGGACCGCGUUUGGAACCGGACCAGAAGAAGGCCCCUGCAUUGCACAAGGAUAUUGUCAUUCGUUGGAAAGAGAUCUUUGAAAAAGGAAUUUCUAACGAGGAAAACAAGAACCUAGUGAAAAAAUAUAAUUUUCCCGAAAAUUGCGGAUUCAUAGCUGCCCCAGUGCUAAAUUCGGAGGUUAUUGCUGCAAUACAGGAGAAUGUCAAAACAAGAGACAAGUGUAUUACGGAAAAACAAGAGCGCAUCGCUGCCUGCAUGGCAGCCAACGGAAAAACUAUCUCGAUUACUUUAAAAUCGGACAGUCCAGAUAAACUCGAACGGCUCGAAAUUGAGAGCGACAUAGGAAGACUCCUGGCUUUUCUCCAGAGGGAGGAAUCAGAAAUUCGCAAGAGUUUAAUCCUCGCGAAUCUCAAUUCAUCCGUCAGAGAAAUCUUGACGGGCUCGACAGUCGACGGUUUCCUGUUCGGGGAAAAUCUGGAAGAAAAAAUAAAGACUGCAAAGACGAUUGAGCGUGCAUCAAAGGACCUUUAUGUCUAGCGUAAGCUCUCGAAAAAUUACAUGCGUAUUAAUGCAUUAUUGCGUUUUUGGUUUGAAAUGUUAUGAAAAUUUAAAAAUGUUUAAAAAAUAAAUAUAACAAUUUCCUAAACAGCCGUAACUCGCUUUAAACAGCUACAAUUUAAUCUCUGAAGGAAGAGGCGCAAAAUACAAUUAACGAUUAAACGAACUUACCUAAGUGAAGUUCAAUCGUGAUUGUAUGAGCGCCUCUUCCGAAGAGAUCAGUCCCGCCCACCCAUUAAUCUCGUAUGAGAUACCCAAAACAUAUCAGUUACGGCUUAGAAAAGAGAACUUUGAAAAAAUGAGAAUCAACAACGGAGCAGGUUAUGGGUUGCAUAGCAACCCGGGAAAAAAGCUGGCUUUAAAACUUGUGGCGACGAAUGAGGCAAGUGAGGGGUACUACAAUUUGAACUCUGAAGGAAGAGGCGCUCGUACAAUCACGAUUGAACUUCACUUAGGUAAGUUCGUUUAAUCGUUAAUUGUCUUCAGACAUCAUCCCGAUACACUCACUCCUAUCCUCUACCACCAAUUCACGGACCCCACGUCAAUAGACCAGUAUCUAUCGCUAUCUCUCCAAGAACAUUGGUAUAAACGAUGUGUCGAUGACAUUUUCACUUUGGUAAAAAAGUACCACACAAUUCACUGUUUGCACUAUAAACAAGGAAUAGCUUGAUUUUCUUGGAUGUAUUUCCUAGAAUAUACGGUACACAUAUUAUAUUGUAUGAGAGUAAGAGAAAUACAAACAAGAGUGUAUGCCUCUUUCCGUAAUCCCCGUGUGGGUGUGUGUCGUGUGAAAAAAGAGAGAGAAACGCGGGCAUGAGAUCAGGUGUGUGCCGCGUACCUCACUUCUACUUCUACUAGCGUUAGAAAUCAUGUAUUACCGAUUGUGUCUCUAAAUUACUAUUUUUAUUCAUUAAAUAUUUCUCAAAAGUAUUAGUGAUUAAUAA
Molecule: messenger RNA, 2153 nt
Organism: Neodiprion fabricii
Lineage: Eukaryota; Metazoa; Arthropoda; Insecta; Hymenoptera; Diprionidae
Exons: 2
Coding region: 1-1188 (395 amino acids)
Source: RefSeq, a predicted model, not a curated record